UAUAUAUAAAAAUUAUAUAUCUUUUCCAGAGGCGACGGCAAGGCAAUUUACUUCUAGGGUUUUGAUGUUCGAGAUUGGGAUCCGGGCUCUGAAAGGAAGAUUCGGGAUCGGGGAGAUCUAUGGAUUGGGGGAAGGGUGAGAAAAUCGGAUUCAUUUAAUGGAGAUUCGUGUUUCGAAUGGUCGGAGACGAAAUUAAUGGGCAAUCUGCGGGAUUUCCAUAUGCUGGGAAGGAGGAUUGGGAUUAAUAGGCAAUGGUUUUUAUUAAGAUCUUCCAUAUGGAUGCGGUAUCCAGAAGAUCAAUCACAGGGAUUACGAGGGUCAUUUGAUUGGAAAUGUUGGUAAUGGGAAAUCUGGUGAAGGGAAUCGCAAACGUUUGAAGAUCUAUGUUCCUCAUUUUGACAACUCCGGCUUGAUCAAGGGUUAUUCCAAGAAUCUUAUCGGAAGAUGUAUGUAUCCGGAGGAACAAAACGUUAAGGCUCUGCUUGUGAUGUUACCAAAGAUUUGGAAGGUGGAGGAUCGGGUGGUGGGCGCAGAUUUGGGGCUGGGAAAGUUCCAGUUUCAUUUUGAGAAAGAAGAGGAUUUGGUGGCGAUCCUGGAGAUGCAACCCUAUCACUUCGAUUACUGGAGGAUGGCCAAAGACUUUCCCUCAGAAAUCCCGUUUUGGAUCAAGCUUGAGGGGAUACCAACAGAGUUCUGGUCAACUCCUAUCUUCCAGAGCAUUGGGGAUGCAAUAGGGGAGACAACGGAUGUAGAUCUGGAUUAUGGUAAAAUGCGGGUGAUUUUGGAUGGUCGAAAGGAGCUGUGUUUCGAUACUACUGUGGAUUUCAAAGGGGGAGAGUUCUACGAGGGAGAGGAGGCUCUGGUUACUCUAAAGUAUGAGAAGCUUUUCGUUUUUUGUUCUAUUUGCUCGAGUCUUUGUCAUGAUCAUGAUAUUUGCCCCUUGAACCCUAACCCGGUGAAGAAGAAGGAAGUAAGAGAGGGAUCUGCUGUUAGAAAGGAUGAUCGUGCACGGAGCUACAAAGGAGUGGUGAUUAAUGGAGAUGGGGGACGCCAAGGAUCAAAAAGGUUACUCUGGAAAGGGCAAAGGCAAAAUGUAUGAGGAACAAGAGAUCUUAUUCGAACCGUAACCAUGGUAGAUUCGAGGAAGGAGGUUCCCGGAAUCGCAACUCUCGAUGGGAGCAGCCUAGAGGCAAGUUUGAGGAGAGAGAGGUCGCUCUUCCAGAGAUCAACGAAGAGAGAGAAGUCCCCUGGGCAAGCCUCGAGUGGAAGCACAUGAAGAAGGAGAGAUCUGUCUAGAAGGAAGUGGGAGCAAUAGUCUGCAACAUGAGGCGAUGCCUAAGCCAGCUACUCCAUCAAGGACGCAGCCGGGAACAUCUCAGCCUCUCGGUGAUUCAGGUAUGGUAGUGAAACUUGUGGAGCAGGAAAACGGUGUAGAACUUGUUAGGGAGAAGCUCGAUGUUGCAAAUAAUUGCCUAGAUAAGGAAGGAAUUAAUGUGGAACUUGAGCGGUCCAAAGAGGUUGUGGAAGCAGGUGUUAUGAAUCUUGACGGGGAAAGAAUGGAGCUGGGAGAAGUACCUGAAAAUUGGGAGGAGGCUGAUGCGAUAUUGGAGCUUGUGGACGAGUUUCAGAAUCUUACAGAUGGGGAAGAUAAGGAGGUGAGCAAGGAUGAUGCAAGUGGGGAUCUUGAGGAAAGUUUGGUUCUUGGUAACACUGAGGGUCUUGAAAGCACAACUACUGCGGGAGAGAAGAAGGCUGGUACUCGCAAACAACUGUUCUCAAUAGCCGCAGGUGGAAACAACAUGAAGAAGUUUGCGCAAGUGCUUCACUCACCUUGCAAGCGCACGACAGUCAAGCAAGGUGUGCGUAAAGGAGGUGGUGCUAAACAAGCGGAAGAGAAGGGUCCCUCACACCCUAAACAGCCAAAACCUUAAGAAUUUUUAUGGAUUUGAACACAAUUUUAGCUAAGGUUUGGGAUUGUUUGGGUUUCUCUACUCUGGUUUUUAUUAUGCUUUUGAUAAGCUCUACGAGCUUUGCUAGUUUUCUUUUCGGGUUUGUUUGGGUCAGGGUGGGGUCUUUGUUUGGGUGUUGUGGUCUCGGCUUAUUUGCAUUAUGGAAUAAAAUUUUCUGUUUUGAGUA
Messenger RNA from Brassica napus (rape), 2136 nucleotides. RefSeq lists its product as uncharacterized. The coding region runs from base 1332 to 1931 and encodes 199 amino acids. The transcript is spliced from 2 exons. NCBI's taxonomy places the organism in Eukaryota, Viridiplantae, Streptophyta, Magnoliopsida, Brassicales, Brassicaceae. The record is from RefSeq and is a predicted model, not a curated record.